This is a messenger RNA of Gasterosteus aculeatus aculeatus (three-spined stickleback), 5163 nucleotides long. Lineage: Eukaryota; Metazoa; Chordata; Actinopteri; Perciformes; Gasterosteidae. The record is from RefSeq and is a predicted model, not a curated record.
GGGGUGGUCGUUAUUGCAGUGACACCGUGCACAUCGCAGGGACCUAUUUUGUUGCUUAGCUUGCUAGUGACUUUAAGUCACCCACAUCACUGCUGGCAUGUUCAGCUCCUCGUGCUUCACUACAUGUUAGAUCAAAGAUUGCUAAUCGAGGUCGAAGCUUUGCAUAGCCUCAGGGAAACCGAAGACAAAAGACCGUGUGAUGGCUGAAGUGCGACAACAAUCGACGUGAUGAAGUUUGAAGACUUGCUGUUUUUUGCUGCAUCGUUUCUAAAGGACUUCCAUGGGAUACGAUGUAGGCUAAAAGUGCUAUUUGGUAUGAGAGGGUUCACUUUGGAGGAAAAAGUUCAUCAUCCACAGAUGCUGCUUCGUCAUAGUUGAUGUCAGACCAUGGAUCGUGAUGAGGUGAGAACAGUGCUGGACCAGAUUUCCACGCGGCUCCAGGAGGAUGGCUUGCCUCCAGAUGCCAGUGUGGAAGAGCAGCAGCGCCACCUGUGGCAGCAGCUGCUUGCCAGGGAGGCAAAGCUUCAGUCUGCCACCCAAGAGGUGCAGACCCUGCGCACCCAGCAGGCCAGCGAAAUGAAGGAGGUGGAAAGCUAUGUUGCGCAUAUUCGAGGGCUGCUGGACCAGCGAGACUGUGCGACUUCAGACUACGAGAGAGACCGUGAAACCUUGCGACAAGAGCUUCUCCAGAUCAGACAACAUCAAGAGAAUCAGAGCAAGGAGCUGGCGGAGAUGUUGGCUCAGGAGGACCUCGGGGAGAUCGCUUCGUACAGCCCUAGUGAGCAGGUGGCGUACUUGCUGGUGGAGAGGGCCACACUUCUGGAGAGGCUCGAUGCUGCUGAGAGGAUACUGGAAACUCCGAGUCUCACCCUCAACUUUGGGGAAGUCCACAACCAGCUGGCUCUUGGACAGGAGCACAUUGGCCACACGAUGGGGGAAGAGCCAAGUCAGCAGAGGGAGGAUAUGCAGAAAACCUUAGACACCCUGACGAAGCAGUGUUCAUCCCAGAGUCCGUGGAAGAAGCUCUUUGGGUUACGCAGGUCUGGUCAGAGCAAACACAAUAUUACCCCUGCCCAAGGUGAGCAAAUAUCCCAGGAGCGGAGGGAGCGCCAGAGGCUGGAGCGGGACCUUGACGAGGCGUCGAGGAGGCUGGCGAUGGCUCAUCAGGAUAUUCGCAGACUCACCAACGAGCUGGACGCUGCCAAAUUCAACCAUCUCGACCAAAGUGGAUCUGAGCUUCAAGGAACAGUCCGCGAGGUAGAGAACUUGAGGAAGGAAGUGGACAAACUGAAACACUGUGACAAGAUGAAGCUGCAGCAAGCCAAAGAGCAAAAUAACUCUCUAGACGGUGAGAACAGAGCCCUGAGGGAGCGAAUCCACACUCUGGAGUCCGAAAAGUCAAAACUCCUGGACCCGUUGGAGAUAAAUGACGCAGACCACGAUGUGCUGACCAAAGAGGAUGAAAAGGACAAAUGCUUUAGCAGUGGACAACAAAACAAUUUGUCUGGCCCUUCCAUGGAAGACACGGAUCACAUUCAUAAACGGUGUCGUGAGGCGGCAGAAGACGGACUCGUACAGAUGAGGGAGCUGCAGCGGCAACUCGGCAGGCUACGCAAGGAACUGGAUGAUCUGGAGGAGAGGAAUGAGGAGCUGGAGGCUCUGCUGGGGGAGGCCCAGAAUGCCAGCAAGGCGGAGAGACAUCGCCACGAGGGAGAACUAGAGGGACUACGUAGGAGGAUCAAUGUUCUGGAGGCUGAGUUGAAGCAGCAGGAGGUCCAUCCAAGAAUGUUAAAGAACGGCGAGGAGCUCAAACCCACAGAGUCGCAGCUACAGCUGCACCUUCGAGACAGCCGGCAGGAGAGAUUGGCCCUGCUAGAGGCUCGUCUGACUGAGGAGAAAGACUGGAGGAAACAGCUGGAGGUGGACCUCGGCGCUGCCCAGGCCGCCCUCAAAAAGGACAAGGAGGCUUUGCAGAUAGGCGAGCGGGAGCUGAAGAAGCUGAGACUUGAGGUCAACAGCAUUCAGACAGAAUGCCAACAAGGGAAAACACUCAUCAAGAGCCUAACCCAAGUCAAAGGGGAAAAAGCAAUUCUGGAGGAAAAGGUGGCCCAGAUGGAGCGUUCCCAUACCCGACUCGAGAACGAGUUGAAACGCUACAAAGAGAGCGACCGAACGUGGGAGGAGCAGCGGGAAAAGUGGCUGCAGGUUGACCAGCUGCAGGAGCAGGCUGCCCGGCUAACCGCUGAGCUCGGCGGCCUCCGGACGACACACGAUGCCUUGAGGGAUGAGAUGGUAUCCGAGCGGCUGCGGGCCGCCGAGCUGCAGGCCGAGCUGAGCUCUAGUGUGCAGGAGAAGCUGACGGCGGAGGGGCAAAGAGAGAGACUGGAGCUUGAGAUACAGCACCUCAAAGAGCAGCUCAAGUGGCAUCAAGAGCAACUCUCCUCAACAAAGGGGGCACUUACCAGCAGCCAGAAGCCUGAACAGCCCGCGGCUCAUAUGGAAUCUAGGCUUAGUUUAAUGGAAAGGACCAAGGAGGAGUUGCUGGAUAAGCUUUCCUGUGUGAAGCAGGAGCGUAAUCAUCUGCAGACCAAGCUGGGGGAGGAGCGGCAGCUGGCCUUUCAGCACCAAAUGGCACUGCAGGCUCAGGUCACUGAAGCCCAGGCCCACAUCAAGUCCCAGGACUCGGUGCUGAGCCAGAAGGCAGAGGAGGCUAAGCAGAUGAAGCAGGACCUGCAGAGGGCCCAGAGCCUGUUCACCUCCGCAGAGAGAGAGCUGCGCUACGAGAAGGAGAAAAACAUGGACCAGAAGAGACACAACGCCCUGCUGGACCAGGAAAAACUCAAACUCUGUGCAGACCUGAAGCAGGUCCAGACCAAGCUGGCGCAGGUGGAGCAGAGCCUCCACACUGAGGCUGCAGAGUGUGAACGUCGGCAGCAGAAGAUCAGGGAACUGGAGUUGGAACUGGCGCGCACCUCUACACACCGCACCACCACUAACACCCUGCAGGAGGACCUGCAGGCCGAGAGGGCGCAGCUCAUCGCGGCUGACAAGAAGGUGUUGGAUCUGCAGCUGCAGCUUAAGAGUGCCCAGCACCAGCUGCGCAUGGAGGAAGCCCGGGCCGGGGAGAGCAGCCGUCUGGAGAGGGACAGCAGGGAUCUGUCUGACUCCUUGUCGGCUCUGAGAGCCCAGCAGCAGGAGCAGCACAUCACAAGGAAGCUGCUGGAGCAGCGUGAGGAGGAGCUGCAGAAGCAGGUGCGCACCAUGAGGCUCAAAGAGGCCUCCAUGACGAGGACUAAUGCAGAGCUCAGUCACCGUGCCCAGCAGCUGGACACCCGCCUGCCCAUCCUGGAGGCUGAGCUCAGCAAGGCCAGAGAGGAGGCAAGAGAGAGCCAGAAGUUGAGCCACAGACUGCAGGAGGACUUGGUGGCCAGUCAGCUGGAAUGUGACCGAUUUCAGGGGGAACUCCAGCUCGUCCUCUUCCAGCUGGACGCACACGUCGGAAAGUACAACGAAAAGCAGAGUCAGCAUAAGAUCAGGCUGCGUCGGGCCAAGCAGGUCUACCUCAGGGAGACUGCCCAGAGGGAUCACAUAAUCCAGCGUCUGGAAAACGACCUGGUGAUGGCCUCCAACCUCUCACAAAAGGAGAAGGAAACGAUCCAUACAGUGACGGAGGAAAAUGAGAAGCUUUUGGAGGAGAAAAGGGAACUGUUGCAAAAAAUAAGCGAGGCAGAGGAAAUGGGCAGCAAAGGCAUGAGGACCGCCUCCACUGUCCAACACAGGGUCAACGUCUUGGAAGUGGAAAACCGGCAACUUCAGGAUCAAAUCCUGAAGCUCUCCAACCAAGUCAGUUCCUUGGAACGUGCCCUGAGGAACGUGCAAUCAUUCCACAGCCUGCAGAAUGCCAAUAAAGUGCUCCUGUCUGAAAGUCUCUGUGAUGGCUUCCUGCAUUCAUCCACGCUGAGUCUGGCGUCCGGUUCGUGUGAUCCACUCAACAUCCUUGACGCAAUCUGCCGCGAGAAGAUGUCGGAGCGUGCGGUGGCGGACGGCAACCAAGCGUCCGUCUCCGCACACCAGCCGUCGGAGCAGGGCUACCUGAAUCUCACCUCGCCGUCACUUCUCCCGGGCGCCAAGGGCUCAAAAGGGAGCUCCUUUAACAGUGACCAGGUAUGAGAGGCGGCGGUCUGUAUCGGGAGUUUUCAACAGCAAGCUGCCUGCGAGGAUGCGUCAAUGUCUUGGGUUGUACCAAGGCAUCCGCCACUGAGGCGAAAGUCAGAAUAAAGGGGUGAAAGUAUCUCGAAUGGUAAAUAAUCCUUGUUUUAAGGCCGUAAUAAUGAAACCGAAGCUUCCAAUGGAGUUCUGCUCAGGGAAGAUCAUCUUUUUGACUUUUUCCGUCCAGAUUCCAGGAUUUCUUGGACUGUCAAUUAUUAUGAAAAGGAAGGUGAGAUUUGAAAUGAAAGCUAAAUACGUGGCACAUCCUUGUUUGUGUGCACGUUGUUUGCAUCGUUAAAAGACAAUCCGAAUGCUUGAAAGCCUUGUUUUGGCUUACGAGAAAGCUUUUUUUCAAUGUAAUGGUACAAGAUAAGGCAAUGUACUUCACACUAGCACAGUGAAUUUCAAAAAGAAAUUUCAUGAAGGUUAGAGUGAGACUAGCUUAAACCGAGCACUUUGUAAGAAGUUUUGGGGAAAAUCCAUUGUACGUAUUUUCCUCUGAAUUGAAUCCUGCAGUAUUUUCAGUAGGGAAAAAAUGCCUUUGUGUGGUUUUAAUGUGUCAAAGAUCUUAGCGCCUUUUUAACUCUUCCAAUACGGUACAUGACAUUGAUAUUGGGGACCCACUUGCCGAUUGGACGUGAUGUGUAGCCACUCCAGUAUUUAAUAUUUGUUUACAUUUUUAAAAUAGCCUUAAUGUCAGGAAAAGGAAAAAAAGGUCAACCAUUUCAUUUAGAAAGCACUUGUACCGUUUUACAAAGGGAUCUAUGUGGCAUAAAAAUAGUAUUGUACAGUGUUGAAAGCGUUAUCUAUUUUGUCUACGAUGUGCCUGAAGUGACGAAGUGUUCAACUUUAUCUACUGCUGCCUGAACACGUCAAAAAGCCUAAACGACAAUCAUCUUUGUCUGGUUGCAUCCCUGUAAACACACUUUUAAAUAAAAGUAUUUUCAUAAAUGA